AUGACUCGUUAUGUCCGAUAUGGGACCCAUAUGACGAUACAUAAUUUUAGUUGGCAUGGCAGCGAAGGACCCGAUGUUGUCAAUUUGACGGAUCAGUAUACAAAAGAAGAAAUUGGAAAACGAAACCAUCCCGAUGACCCUGAUAAUAAAUUUCGUAAAGUGCCAGGUGCCCGGAACUUCACAAAAUUGAGAAUAAUUCCGGAUCAGUUUUAUUACAACGUAGAAGAUGUUCGAACUAAAGAUGAAGCUUUGAUUCGCGUCAAACUGAUGUUAUUUUAUGAAUUAAAAGACAUUGAAAAAAUGUUGGCUAAUACACAAGACCCUAUUGCUGAUUUCAUUAACGGGUUGUGUGCCGAUGUAGUAUCGUUUGCAUCGCAAUUAAGUUAUGAAGAAUUCAUGGACCAAGCCGAGAAGUUAAAUGACUGUGACAGCACCUACCCACACCUCAUGGAUAUUGCUAAGAAAAUUGGUUACAAUGUGUCAAAGGUAGUAUUUCGGGGUUAUCAUGCCAGCAGUCAGCUGACUAAAAUGCACGAGUUGGCGAUAAAGACCCGAACAAAACUUAGAAUUGAGAUGGAGGAAGAAGAGCAGAAACAAGGUUUGAUUGACAUGAAACUGAAAAGUGAACUAGAGAGAAGUGAGCUUGAACAAAGCCUUCAUAUUGAACAAGAACAACAUCGCCUGCAGUUAAGAAAGUAUAAUAAGAAGAAAGAUGAACAGAUGUUGAACUACUUGGAGAAACUUCACACUAUGAACGUAGAUUUGACAGACUACCUCGUCAGCCAGAAUCCACAACCAAAUAACGUUGUAAGAGUGAUUUCUACAGACAGAAAUGCUGGGACUGUACACAUACAUCAAAAUACGACCCAGUGA
This is a messenger RNA of Saccoglossus kowalevskii, 873 nucleotides long. RefSeq lists its product as uncharacterized. Lineage: Eukaryota; Metazoa; Hemichordata; Enteropneusta; Harrimaniidae. The record is from RefSeq and is a predicted model, not a curated record.